Rhagoletis zephyria (snowberry fruit fly) is the source of this 1699-nucleotide messenger RNA. It is a transcript of the gene sca, whose product is annotated as scabrous. Lineage: Eukaryota; Metazoa; Arthropoda; Insecta; Diptera; Tephritidae. The record is from RefSeq and is a predicted model, not a curated record.
AUGGCAAAAAUAUUACCGUUACAUCAUUCACAUCACAAACACUCACAUCACAAUCACCCGCAUCGUAAUGCUAGCAACAACAAUAAUAACAAUAACAUUAACAGCGACAGCUCUUCAACCAACACAGAACAACGCGCUGCCGAAUCACUUGUCGCAAAACUGGAAAAUGUCGAGGAGCAAUAUGAGUCCAUUAUACAGAAUCUCCCACAGGAUUGCAGUGAAGUGCCGCGUGACAAUGCAGCCGGUCUCUUUAUGAUUUCACCAGCUGGCCAGCAGCGACCGCGCAUGGUACAUUGCACCGCAGAUGGUUGGACCACUGUACAGCGACGCUAUGACGGCAGUGCAGAUUUUAAUCGUUCUUGGGCAGAUUACGCUGCCGGAUUUGGACAGCCAGCUGGCGAAUACUGGAUUGGCAAUGAACAGCUACAUCAUUUGACGCGCAACAAUUGCACACAAUUGCGCGUACUCAUGCAGGAUAUCUACGAUAAUGUUUGGCUAGCGCAAUACGAUCGUUUCUAUAUCUCAUCGCGCGCCGAUGGCUAUCGCCUAAACACCGCCGGCUACAGUGGUAAUGCCUCCGAUGCGCUCGACUAUCAGCAGGGCAUGCAAUUCUCAGCGAUCGAUGUGGAUCGUGACAUCUCACAGACGCACUGUGCCGCCAACUAUGAGGGUGGCUGGUGGUUCUCGCAUUGUCAGCACGCCAAUUUAAAUGGACGUUACAAUUUGGGUUUGACUUGGUUUGAUGCGGCGCGCAAUGAAUGGAUUGCCGUCAAAUCCAGUCAAAUGUUGAUCAAACGUCAGUCGGCAGAUAAGUGUAGCAGCGCGGAAGCGUCAGCCGUGGAAGUGUUGACAACGACGACGACGACGACGACAACGUCGACGGGGUUGAGGUCUUUGACUUCGUCUUCAACAUCGUCGUUGGCAGUGCCUGCUGCAGGCCAGCUAUUAGACGCAACGCAUACGGGGGCAAUGCCUGUAGCGGCGGCAGCAGCUGUCAAAGUAUUAGCGACGAAGCGGCCUGUGCGCGCGCCGUCAACGAUAGCGGCUUACGCUUUCGCGACGCGUCUGUAAAGCGUCGUCAUUUACCAAGUAUGCCAAUAAUGGAUGGAAAAAAAACGAUAAUGUGCGUACCACCCCACAGCCAUACCUGCGGUAGUUUUCGUGUGCAGUGCGUUUGUUGAUGUGUAGUAUGUAAAUAUUUGCGUUUGCGUAGCGCUCGUGUGUAGGCGCGUAUGUAUGUAUGAUUACUAAAGUAGGAGUAAACAUAUGCACAUGUUUACAGUGAACUGAUAGGAAGAAUUUUGUGUACGGCGCUGAGUUAAAUUAAACUCUGUCAAGGUUACUAAUUUUAUUAUGUUAGUAUAUAAAUAUGUCGUAUGUCCGUAUGAGGUGAGUGUGUGUGUGUGUGUGUGAUUAAUAUUUUUUUAAGUAAGUAGUUUCGUUAGUGCAGAUAUCUGCUUACAAACUCCCUUAGGCUAUAGACAGAGAUAUGAUGAAGCUCAUUAGUUUAAGUGAAAAGUGAGCUAAUUUUUCUAUGUGCAUAUACAUAUAUGCACUUAUAUGUAUGUAUGCACGUCUUUGAAUUAAAGUGUGCUUACCAAAAGUAUAUUUUAGGGUAGAAGAGAAACAUAAUUUACAUGUAUGAGUGUAAGUUGAAAAACACUAUAUUCGCCAAUAUUACACAAAAAAAUAAUACUCG